AUGGAGACAUUAGAGAAAAGGAAAAAGGGUGCCCCCAACGAUUCCACGUGGGAGGUCUCAUCGAAGGAGAAGGGAGGUGAAUCGCAGCUUAGAGGGCGAGAUGUCGAAGGAGAGAGGCGACGCUUUAGUAGACGUGACGACACCCUGGGAGGCGCGGACGACACCCUGGGCAAUGUGGGUGGUGCCUUAGGCAUCAAUAGGGGAGCCCAGCUCCAAGGAGGCGCCGAAGAAGAGAGGGGCAACAUCAGCGCGCUUUCAGUGAUGCACCAGGCUACAACAGUGGAGGCAACGACAGAGAUGUAG
Messenger RNA from Ilex paraguariensis (yerba mate), 303 nucleotides. NCBI's taxonomy places the organism in Eukaryota, Viridiplantae, Streptophyta, Magnoliopsida, Aquifoliales, Aquifoliaceae. The record is from the annotation of a GenBank genome assembly.